AUGGCAUCUAAACUUAUUUUUCUUAGCAUUAUUUUCUACAUAGCUUUAGUCCAAUUGGGCUUCAGUUCAGCCAAGAUUUGUUAUCAAUGUGACGAACUUCAUCCAUCUAGUCGAUGGAAAUUCUGGGGUGAAAAAAUAACAAAAUGUAAUGGCGUUUCUCUUGAUAAAUAUGCUACUAGAACUUCAAAAUUAUUUGGUACUGCUGUUUUAACAUGCUAUACGAAAUUCAACGAAGCUGGUGAAAUUAUUAAACGAGAUGCUUAUGGUUUUGGUGAAUCAUUUGAUAAAAAUUUCAAAUGUCGCGAUCGUUUUCACAUAUGUUGUAAAGGAGCUUUUUGCAACAAACAUAUGAGAGCACCUUGUCCACCGGCAGUGAAAUCAACACCAAAACAAGAAGUUAAAGCAUGCCAUGAAUGCAAAGGUGCUGAAAAUUGUAAAACCGAAAAACUCGACGGAUUUAAUAUUCGUACUUCAAGCGCUUUUGGUGCCAGCAAUCUAUAUUGUUAUACAAGAUUUGAUCCAAAGACAGGUGUUGCUAUUGAACGUGGUGGUUUCGGCUUUGGUGAAACAAUUGACAAAAGUCUUAAAUGCGAUUCUAAACAUUAUCUCUGCUGCUAUGAAAACUUGUGCAACACCCAAACAGUUGGUUUCUGUGCUAAGCCAAAUAAUUAA
Rotaria socialis is the source of this 672-nucleotide messenger RNA. NCBI's taxonomy places the organism in Eukaryota, Metazoa, Rotifera, Eurotatoria, Philodinida, Philodinidae. The record is from the annotation of a GenBank genome assembly.